AUGGCAACUUUCAACCACAACAUUCUCAAAAUACAGGUUUUUGAACAACACAAGGUCUCCGUAGGUACGACUCGAGCACGGCCGAGCCAACAGAUCGAACCUCCUCCACCAGCGCCCGCUCCGCCUCCGCCGAUACAGCACCAAACCCUACAGCAGCAGCAGAACGCUCGCAGGAAGUCCAACUGUGUGAAGGAAGUGGAGAAGCUUCAGGAGAAGCGGGAGAGGAGACGAUUGCAGCAGCAGGAGCUGAGAGAGAAAAGAGCACAGGAUGUCGAGGCCAUAACCCCUAAUUAUGAAAUAAUGUGCAUGAUCCGAGACUUCAGAGCGAGUUUGGACUACAGACCGCUGACCACUGACGAUCUGAUUGAGGACCACAGGAUAUGCGUGUGUGUGCGGACACGUCCACUGAACAAGAAAGAGCUGACCAUGAAGGAUCUGGACGUCAUCACCAUCCCCAGUAAAGACGUGGUCAUGGUCCACGAGCCCAAGCAGAAAGUGGAUUUAACCAGAUACCUGGAGAACCAGACGUUUCGCUUCGAUUACGCUUUCGACGACACCUCGACAAACGAAAUGGUUUACAGGUUUACCGCCCGGCCGCUGGUGGAGACCAUAUUUGAGAGGGGAAUGGCGACCUGUUUUGCUUACGGUCAGACGGGCAGUGGGAAAACUCAUACCAUGGGAGGAGAUUUUUCUGGGAAGAACCAGGACUGCUCUAAAGGGAUCUACGCUCUCGCUGCACGGGAUGUUUUUUUAAUGUUAAAAAAAACAAAUUACAAGAAGUUGGAUCUUCAGGUGUACGCGACAUUCUUCGAAAUCUACAGCGGGAAGGUGUUUGACCUUCUGAACAGGAAAGCGAAGCUGCGUGUUCUUGAAGACGGUAAGCAGCAGGUUCAGGUGGUCGGACUGCAGGAGCGAGAGGUCAAGUGCACCGAGGACGUGCUCAAACUCAUUGAGAUGGGCAACAGCUGCAGGACGUCCGGACAGACCUCGGCUAACGCUCAUUCGUCCCGCAGUCACGCCGUGUUUCAGAUUAUUCUCCGCAGGAGGGGCAAAAUGCACGGCAAAUUCUCUCUCAUUGACCUGGCUGGGAACGAGCGAGGGGCGGACACGUCGAGCGCCGACCGACAGACCCGUCUCGAGGGCGCAGAGAUCAACAAAAGUCUCCUGGCGCUGAAGGAAUGCAUCAGGGCUUUAGGUCGAAACAAACCACACACUCCGUUUAGAGCCAGUAAACUCACACAGGUCUUAAGAGAUUCCUUCAUCGGAGAGAACUCCAGAACAUGUAUGAUCGCUACAAUCUCUCCUGGAAUGGCAUCAUGUGAAAACACAUUAAACACUCUGAGAUACGCCAACAGAGUGAAGGAGUUUGGGAUCAGCCCAUCCGACAUUCCCUUCUCCCAGGGGGGAGGCGGGCGCUCCGAACUCUCUCCUACCUAUGAGUAUGAUGACUUUGCUACCUCACCCAGCAGGGUGAAGGAGCUGAGCAUCGACCCCAGUGCAGUGCUGGAGGGCCGCUCCGUCGGCCAGCUGGACGUGCUGGAGGCGCAGUGGGGGGUGGGCAGCUCUCCUCAGAGAGACGACCUCAAGCUGCUCUGCGAACAGAACGAAGAGGAAGUGUCCCCUCAGCUCUUCACCUUCCACGAGGUGGUGUCUCAGCUGGUGGAGAUGGAGGAGCAGGUUCUGGAGGACCACCGCGCCGUGUUUCAGGAGUCCAUACGCUGGCUCGAGGAUGAGAAGGUUCUUCUGGAGAUGACGGAGGAAGUCGAUUAUGAUGUGGAAUCCUUCGCCACUCAGCUCGAACAAAUUCUGGAUCAGAAGAUUGACGUGUUAACAGAGCUCAGAGAUAAAGUGAAGUCUUUCCGCUCUGCUCUUCAAGAGGAGGAACAGGCCAGUAAGCAGAUCAACCCCAAACGUCCUCGAGCGCUGUAGCUCUCAUCUCAGCCACGUCUCAAACAUCUGUAACCUGUACGUGAUGUGACCGUUUUCUUCCAUCCCAGAAAAGCACAUUUUAAUUCCAGAAAUCAUUUCAGUUCUUGCUAAAAUGAAUGAUGGUAGAGUUUAAGGCCAUGAGAGAGGGUGUAUGUGAGAUUCUCUGAGCUAAUGCAUGAACAAACCAGCUCUGCAUCUGUGUCAAGCCUGUAAAUAUUUCACAGAGUCAUUCAUGCUUUUCAGAUGUACUGUAUAUACUUGCUCAAACCUGCUACUUGCAUAUCAGUUCAUGAAAUACAAUGCCGUCCCAGUGGAAAAGGGAAAAUGGUCUUGAGAUUAGGGAUGCACUGAUAUAGAGAAUUUGACCAAUAUGUCAUGUUUUAGAAACGAAAGCACACUGGCUGUCAGUUAUGAAACACAAACAUGAACAUUUAUUUAAAUAAAUGCCUGAAAUUAGGCAUAUACAUGUGGGAAAGAUUUCAAAUUGGUACAAUAAUUGUACAAUAAUAUGGUCUGAUAUAUUGUGCAUCCCUAGUUACAGUAGAAGUUGCAUGACUGCAAUAUGGAUGAUCUCUAUUGAGACCUAGAGGAACUGACUGAUUUAAUAAAACGUGUCUAGCAUUGACUGUUUUUUUGUUGUUUUUAAAUGGCCAGUAAGAACCUUUACUGUAACAAAGUAAAACAAAUGCAGGCCUUAUUGCACCAAACCUUUUCAGUGAAAAUGUCUAGAUGAGCAACUAUACAUGUAUUAGCUAAUUCAGCUCAGAUAAACAGUCCAGAGAAGGUCACGUGAUAGACUUUUCUGAUAUUAUUAUGAAGAGAGAUUUUGUUACCAGUGUUUUGUUUACAUUUUAAGAAAUAUGUGAUGAAAGUAGUCAUAAAAUUCAGGCUACCGUCUCAUUUUUUUUAAAUAAUGUUUUUCAUCAUCAGUGUUCCCCGUUAAUGCUUUUGUUCCCAUCUCAUUUUGAACUGUUGUUUGUGUUGAGGGGAAUCUGGAUCUGUAUCUGGACUCAGUGUUUCAAUGUAUUGCAUUGCUAAAAUAAAGAUCCAUCAGAUGACGACAGA
Messenger RNA from Pimephales promelas (fathead minnow), 2994 nucleotides. NCBI's taxonomy places the organism in Eukaryota, Metazoa, Chordata, Actinopteri, Cypriniformes, Leuciscidae. The record is from RefSeq and is a predicted model, not a curated record.